CCGUGCCAAAAACGAGAACGAGACUUUGCAAACAUGGCGGCCACGACAGCGAAUCGUGUUCUCGUUUACGGUGGAAAAGGGGCGUUAGGCACAGCUGUCGUCAACCAUUUUAAAUCAAAAGGAUGGGUAAGGAGAGUUGAGAUAUGUAUAUUUCGCAUGAAGAAUGAACAAAAACCGUUUUUGCUGAAAUUACAGUGGGUGUGCUCCAUGGACCUUUUCCCCAACGAGGAUGCCCAGGUGAAUCUCAUCGUGGACCCGGCCCAGUCCUGGACAGAACAGGAGACCUCCAUCAUGGGCAGAGUGGAGGAGACGUUGUCUGGGGAGAAGCUCGAUGCUAUCCUGUGUGUGGCUGGCGGCUGGGCCGGCGGCAAUGCUGCAUCCAAAGCUCUGGUAAAGAGCAGUGAUCUGAUGUGCAAACAGAGUGUCUGGACAUCGGUCAUAUCCGCCGGGCUGGCCGCUAAAUUUCUCAAAGAUGGGGGCCUGCUGCAGCUGACGGGGGCAAAGGCUGCCCUGGAUGGGGGUACACCAGGAAUGCUUGGCUAUGGGAUGGCUAAAGCAGCCGUGCACCAGUUUGUGCGUGGUUUGGGAAUGUCUGGGAGCGGGUUACCAGCCAACUCCACGGCUCUGGCCAUUUGCCCGAUAACACUGGACACACCCAUGAAUCGCAAGGGUAUGCCCAAUGCAGACUUUUCAGCAUGGACGCCACUGGACUUUGUUGCCUCAUUGUUGUUUGACUGGUCAGUGGGGAACCAGCCAAGGCCAGCCACUGGAAGCCUGGUGCAGCUCAUUACCAAAGACAGCAAGACGGAACUGGUCACCGUCUGAAAGUCAAGCUGGAUGCAGCUUGUCUUGACAUCGCCUCGUCUGAGAUUGGAAAGAAGGUGCAUCAUGGGAUAUUUCUUUUUAUUACUUUCUUCAUUUUUUUUUCUUGUUUAUUCCGGUAUACCCAUGAUCAUGUGCUUGCGAGUGGAAUCAAUAUGCAGAUCAUUCUCAAAAUUAUUUCCACUUCAUAAAGAGUAAAGUUUGGAAAUCGACAUCAUGCACUGCAAAAGAAAGAGGCAUGAAUUUUAUUGCAAAAAUGAGAAGCGACCAUUAUAUGUUUGAUAUCUGAACAAAUAUGGGGUUUGUAAUAGUUUAAGAUUUAAGAUUAAGACACAAAAAUGGUGUCUCGAUAAAUUUUAAGACGAAAAGCUUCAACCAAAAAUGUAUUCACAUUUUUUUAUAUUUUUUAAGUUUCCCGGUGUGUGAAUUUUUGAUGUUGUAAACCAGCUCGCGCCGGGAUUAUUUUGACAAGAACGGAACGAGGCGCGGGAUUAAUUUUCACU
Messenger RNA from Patiria miniata (bat star), 1325 nucleotides. RefSeq names its product dihydropteridine reductase-like. The transcript is spliced from 6 exons. Gene Ontology annotation, molecular function: NADPH binding; 6,7-dihydropteridine reductase activity; NADH binding. The coding region runs from base 34 to 825 and encodes 263 amino acids. Lineage: Eukaryota; Metazoa; Echinodermata; Asteroidea; Valvatida; Asterinidae. Gene Ontology annotation, biological process: L-phenylalanine catabolic process; tetrahydrobiopterin biosynthetic process. The record is from RefSeq and is a predicted model, not a curated record. Gene Ontology annotation, cellular component: cytoplasm.